AAUAACUACAAAGAAGGAAGCUUCUGGGAUGCUGCUCGAUAGCCGAAAUUCCCAGCUCACACAAUUUUGCUUUUCUUGUCAUGCCUUUGUGCUUAAGGCUCCAUAGUCCAUACCAUACCAUUAUUUCUCUAAAGCAUAUAAAACGUGUAACAGCAGAAAAAACAAACCACAAAAACCUCUCAACAAAAUCUCGAAAAACAAAAAAUUUGUGUUGAUCAUCAGGAUCAAAAAUGGUGAAAGACAGGAAGAUCGGAGUGGCUAUGGAUUUCUCCACUAGUAGCAAGAUGGCACUCGACUGGGCCAUUCAUAAUUUAGCUGACAAAGGUGACACUUUGUUUGUCAUUCAUAUCUUGUCCAACUCUCAUGCAGAGUCUCGUAAUAAACUCUGGGCGGAAUCCGGGUCUCCUCUGAUACCACUUGUUGAGUUUCGGGAAAUCGAGGUUUUGAAGAAGUAUGAUGUGAAGGUGGAUAUGGAAGUUCUCGACACUCUGGACACUGCUGCUAGGCAGAAAGAGAUUAAAAUUAUCUCGAAAUUGUACUGGGGCGAUGCACGGGAGAAACUGUGCGAGGCUGUUGAAGAUCUGAAGCUGGACUCUCUGGUGAUGGGCAGCAGGGGAUUGAGUGGCAUCAAAAGGAUCAUUCUGGGGAGUGUUACGAACUAUGUGAUGACACAUGCUGCUUGCCCUGUUACAAUUGUGAAGCAAUUUGAUGCCGUCAAGCACUGAUGAAAAAUACCUACAUUUUUACCUUUGCAUCGACUUUAAGAAUCGGAAUUUACAGCUUAUAAGAUCAUCCUGGCGUGACAUGUAAUCAUGUAUUACACAUUUUUAUCGUUACAUCAACAUUAAUAAUCGGAGUUUACAGCUUAUGGGAUCAUCUUGGUGUGUCAUGUAAUUAUGUAUUAUGUGUUUCUUAUGUGAUGAUGACUAUAAUUGGAGUUUGCCGUUUAUAAGAUCAUCUUGGAGUA
Messenger RNA from Daucus carota subsp. sativus, 967 nucleotides. RefSeq names its product universal stress protein PHOS32. The transcript has 4 exons. The coding region runs from base 231 to 725 and encodes 164 amino acids. The record is from RefSeq and is a predicted model, not a curated record. Lineage: Eukaryota; Viridiplantae; Streptophyta; Magnoliopsida; Apiales; Apiaceae.